UGCUAUAAAUUUCUGAACUCUGCCCUCCGGCCACAUUCUUCCAAGAUCUUCUCUAGUUCUUCAGGGAGGUCAUCCAGCGAGGACUCACGUGCACAAUGGUCUUUUGGUCUGCAAUGAUUGGAGGCGCCGUGGCCGUGGCAUCCGCGCCCGUGGUGCUCAGUGCCGUGGGCUUCACUGGCGCCGGGAUCGCAGCCUCCUCCAUUGCCGCCAAGAUGAUGUCAGCUGCAGCCAUUGCCAAUGGGGGAGGAAUUGCCGCGGGCAGCCUGGUAGCCACUCUACAGUCUGUGGGAGCAGUUGGCCUCUCCCUGACAGCUAAAGCCAUCCUGGCCUCCACUGGGUGUACCCUUGGGGCCUUGCUGGUGCCUUAGCUCAGGCUCCCUGCCCUCCAACUGCGUCUGCUGGGAAGAGGCCAUGAAGUGUGGGGCCUGACCCAGGCAGUGGGCCAACCUGUACCAGAGAAAGCCCCGAGCUUCCGGAGGAAAAUAAACAUUGGGUUCCAACAA
This is a messenger RNA of Echinops telfairi (small Madagascar hedgehog), 503 nucleotides long. RefSeq names its product interferon alpha-inducible protein 27-like protein 2. Gene Ontology annotation, biological process: apoptotic signaling pathway. The coding region runs from base 96 to 368 and encodes 90 amino acids. The transcript has 4 exons. The record is from RefSeq and is a predicted model, not a curated record. Gene Ontology annotation, cellular component: membrane; mitochondrion. NCBI's taxonomy places the organism in Eukaryota, Metazoa, Chordata, Mammalia, Afrosoricida, Tenrecidae.